CCCGUUGACCUCUCUCUCUAGAAAUUGGCCGAAAAAUGAAAAAUCAAUCUCCUUCGUCUGGUAUGCGGACGGCAAAUUCAACCAGCCUAAGUUCGGCGGGGAGCACUACAUGGGGAGAGGAUUGCUGGGCUUCUCAAUCAAGCAAGUCAAACUACCUUCCCUUUUCUUUCUUUCUUUUUUUUUAUUGUCUCCCGCCAUGCACAAGAUUCAAUGCCCAUAGCCACGGAUUGGCGAAGGUGAAAGGAAACGGUUGCCAUUUCCAUAUGCAAUCACCACACUAGAUUCGGUGUCCAUAAAUGCGGUUAUACUUUGUGCUUUCUGUUUUCAUCCGCCAUUCCCUUCCAUUCUCUCUCGAUUGGAGCACAAAGUUUUCUGCGGGGUUCUUCACUUCACCUCCCUCUCUAUUUGGGGUGACUGGAGAGUUAGAAUUUGGUUGUCUCUCUGGGUUCUGUCCGCACCGGUGGUUCUUUUAUUAGUCCGGGCUGGGCCUGCAACAUUGCCCUUUACCUGUUCCCCGCCUUCGAGGCCGGCUUUUUACGGGAUCGGAAAAUGGUCAUAGAGCUUUGGAUAGUGUGAAGGUAACGCUUCAGUGUGUUUCUGCGGUUUAACCCAUGUGGUUUGACACUGUUUUCUUGGUAUAUAUAUAUCCAUACCACUCUGCACAUGAUAUGUUCCUACAUGAAUAGAUAGAAGACUUGAGCAGUUUAUUCUCUUGGUUCUUCCAUCGAUUCUCCGCCUUACUUUCGGACACUUGUACCUCCACCAUUGCUAUUUUCUUCUCCCAGUUGAUUGGCUGUUUGGUCCUCCAUUGUUUGGCCGAUUCUAUUGAAUGAGAUUUCCUUGUUUCUACCUGCGAUAUAAAACCAACCAAUCUUUUUUCAUUCGUUGAUCUGACUGAAUCACCUUCCUGUGCUCCUAUUUUUUCACUAUAAAACGGUCUCUGUGGGUUCUUUGUUUUCUCAAGGGGGCACUGCCGAGAUCAAUAUCACUUUGUUAUUGGCCACUUUGCUUUUCUCUGUUUCUCCGGUAUGCCACAUCUUUCGAGCUUGUAGCAUUCUUUGUGCCAAAAACAUUGAGCCGUCGUUUCCUUUCGAGCCACUUGUGAAAUAUUUCGGAAACAACAACUGAGAUUUGAGUUGGAGUAUUCCACCCUUUCAAAUUUCUGUUUCCUACCUGUUGUGUAACGAUUCUCGUUAAACCCCUUCAUUUCGUUCAGUGUCUCAGCAGUUUGUUGAGUUCCAAACUGUAGGAGGUUGAAAUCUCCCUCCACAUAUACUGGAUUUGUCGUCCUUUCUCUAAAGCCUUUUUCUUUUUCUCCAUCAGUUAGACAUAGGCCGCCAUGGGUCUAGUAAGAAGUCCGAGUAUGCAGAGUGGGGACUACUUGGAGGGCAUGUUCCGUGACUACGUUGGAGGGAAAACCAAGGUUCGAGCUCCCAAGAGCUCAUGUGCUCGCUUGUUUACCAUGUUUACCUAUCUGCAGUUCGCAUGUGCAAUCUAUGUGACAUUUCUUGUGUACUACGUGAGCCCCACAAUCGAUUUACCCCCAAAACCAGACUUCUCUUGGGCGACCCGGAUCGCCAAACACUGGAGGCAGUUUAUCACCCAGCCGCAUGUGGUGAGCCAUUAUCAAGAAGCUGCUAGCUUUGAUUUUAGCUCCCCUUCUGUGGUAUGUGAGCAGGAGACCAUCGACUUCGUACAGAAGAAGUCGAACGAUGAACAGAUGAUCAGAAUCAAGAGGGAACUCUACGAUGAAGUCUUGGAAUUUCAGAAGAAGUCCUUCGGAGCCGAGUCGCUACCUGAACUCAUGAAGAUGAAAUCAAAGUGGGGUCAGGGAAGAAUUCCGAAAAUCAAUGUGAUUUUGAAUCACUUUAAGAGGAAAACCUUGUGUGCACAGCUCGAGUCGCUUCUCCACCAGACGGUUCCCUUCCACAAUGUAUGGGUUCUCUCUUUUGGCAGCCCCAAUGAACUCAACCUAAGGAGAAUCGUCCAAAGCUACAACGACUCUAGAAUCAGCUUUGUCAGCUCGAGCUAUGACUUCAAAUAUUAUGGAAGGUUUCAGAUGGCUUUGCAGAGCGAUGCCGAUUUCAUAUACAUUCUUGACGAUGACAUGAUUCCCGGUAAGAAAAUGCUGGAGAUUUUAUCACACGUUGCAGGAACAGAUAAGUACAAAAAUUCUGUUCUAGGAAGUAUCGGGAGGAUAUUACCUUUCAGACAAAAGGAUUACACAUUUCCUAGUUACAGAAAAUUCCGCUCGAAGGAAGCUGGACUUUAUUUGCCAGAUCCAGCUUACGGCAUCACGGUGGACCGAAUCGUUCAAGUGGACUUUUUGUCUAGCUCAUGGUUUCUGUCCUCCGAUUUGGUGAAGACUCUUUUCAUCGAAUCUCCCUUCACUUUCAUGACCGGUGAAGAUCUUCAUCUCAGCUACCAGCUCCAGAAGUACAGAAAUGCAGGGUCGUUCGUCUUACCAGUGGACUCUAAUGACAAGGAUACAUGGGGAGAUAGCGAACAUAGACUUGCAUAUAUCUCUGAGACAACCGUAAUUUUUAAGGAUGUAGUUCAAGUCCGAGAUGAACAAUGGUGGCGUGCUCUCUCAACUGGCUACAUGACGCAGUGGGCUGCUAUGUACCCUCAGAAAAUCGAUGCCCUGUUCUAUGCUCAUUCUGUCAAUGAAGUAAUGGCUUUGGCACCUCUUCUGGAGCAAUUCAGAGCAACAGCUGGCAAAAAGGCCUACAUCGCGGUCUCUGGGGGUCACUUUUGCCCAUGCGAAGAUGCAGCAGAUGCACUGAAGUGGCCAAGGGCAAACUGCCGGGAAAGAAGAUUCAAGAUCUUCGAUUUAUCCAUUGGAGCUAUUGGAGGAACUUCUGAUUCUUCUGUGCCCGUUGUGCAGGCCAUUUACUCUAGCAUGAAAGGCCUGAUGAAAAUUCACAAUCCAAGCGUGGUGAUUGCAGUUGCUGAUGUUGAUCCUAAUGUGAGGGAGGCUCUUAACAUGGCUAUAGGGAGCAGUUCAAAUAGCACGACUUUGGUUCUCUUGCCAAGGCCUUCCAUUCCCAAGGUCUUCUUCAUGGCUGAUAUCAGAUCAACGGCAUUGCCAAAUUGGAACCGUAUGCGAAUUACUGUAAACAUAAUCACUCAGAAUCGUGCAACUUCACUGCAGCGCCUCCUCAGAUCACUGAGCAAUGCAUACUAUGUUGGUGAUGAAGUGAAACUCACCUUUAACAUGGACACACAAGUGGAUGAGGAGACGCUGAGGGUGGUAAAUGCCUUCCCUUGGCCUCAUGGUAGCAAGAUACUCCGCCGUCGGAUCAUCCAAGGUGGCCUGAUUCGAGCUGUUAGUGAGAGCUGGUACCCCUCCUCCAAUGAUGAAUUUGGCUUGUUAUUGGAAGAUGACAUUGAGGUCUCCCCUUACUACUAUCUCUGGCUGAAAUAUGCACUACUGAAGUACCAUUAUGACCCUCAAGUCUCCUUGCCGGAGCUUUCCUCGAUCUCUCUCUACACUCCCAAACUGGUCGAAGUAGUGAAGGAAAGACCCCGCUGGAAUGCUACUGACUUUUUCAAGAGAAUUCAUCCAAACACGCCAUAUUUGCAUCAACUGCCGUGUAGCUGGGGUGCCCUGUUCUUCCCAAAGCAAUGGCGGGAAUUUUACACAUACAUGAACAUGCGUUUCACGGAGGAUGCAAAGCAGAACCCUGUUCAGAUUCCAAGGUCUCGGACAAAUGGCUGGCAGGCUUCAUGGAAGAAGUUUUUGAUAGAUAUGAUGUAUUUGAGAGGUUAUGUUAGUCUAUAUCCAAAUUUCCCAAAUCAGGCAAGCUUUUCGACCAAUCACAUGGAACCUGGUGCACACAUUAGUGCCAAAGAUAAUGUUGUUAAGCACAAUAAGGUCGAUUUUGAGGUGCCAUUGUUGCAGAGAGAUUUUAGGGAGCUGUUGCCUGCAGGAAAGUUGCCACCAGCUUCAAAGCUGCCUGUUAUCAAUCUCUUCAAUCAGGCAAUGUCCCUUAAGGGCCUCAAGGCUGCUGGGGCAAAGCUUGUGCAGGACGUGUUACGUUGCAGUGAAACAGAGGUUGUAGUCGUCGAUCAUGAGACCGGCAAGCCUUUGCGAUGUGCAAGGUUCUGAUGAUUUAUUUAUUAUACACUCCAGUUUCUGAAAUGGCCGAGGAGACUGAGGGCCAAUAAAAAGGUGGAAGGCUUAUCCUUCUCCAUUCUUUCUUUUCUUCUAUUUAUUUCUCAAUCCUCCUUUUGUUUUUCUACGUGUAAUUUCUUUAAGUCCCUUCGUUCUGGGUGAAGCGUGUAAGGCCUCGAAUCCUUCUUUCUUGUUCCAUUGAUAAUGACGACAUUAGAGUGGAGGGUUUUUCAAGAUCGUGUACUCCAUUGUCUUAUGAACCACUAGAAAGCAAUGGUGGUUGAUCUCAUAAUGUCGUACUUGUAGCUUAAAUUGGCUUUUGUUGCAAACAGGAUCUCUCUCAAGUGAAAACAAA
Nymphaea colorata (pocket water lily) is the source of this 4472-nucleotide messenger RNA. RefSeq lists its product as uncharacterized. NCBI's taxonomy places the organism in Eukaryota, Viridiplantae, Streptophyta, Magnoliopsida, Nymphaeales, Nymphaeaceae. The transcript has 3 exons. The record is from RefSeq and is a predicted model, not a curated record. The coding region runs from base 1340 to 4111 and encodes 923 amino acids.